AUGAUUGCAAACUUUUCUGAACUGCAUCACCACGUUCAUCAAAGAAUCUCCUUGGGCCUCGUCGUCGUUGCUGUGGUUGAUCUUUUUGUUGCUGUCGAUGAGAUCCAUGAUGUUGAUUUGGGAUCUCAGCAUUCGAUACAGCUUUUUCUGUCUGUUUGUGAGAUCGCAGAACACGUCCACCUCAAUCUUAUCGCCAAGCUCGCUUUGGACAUUCUUCUUGAUACGACGAAGCAUGAACGGUUUAAGAAUCACAUGGAGUCGACGAAGCUGUUGUUCGUUUAG
Ogataea philodendri is the source of this 282-nucleotide messenger RNA. RefSeq lists its product as uncharacterized. The record is from RefSeq and is a predicted model, not a curated record. Lineage: Eukaryota; Fungi; Ascomycota; Pichiomycetes; Pichiales; Pichiaceae. The coding region runs from base 1 to 282 and encodes 93 amino acids. The transcript has a single exon.